AUGUAUGUUUCACGGAAAGCCCCGCGGACAGACUGUAUUCAUCUGAAGAAUUUGAUGGAUGAGUUGUUCGAGGGCUACUCACCCGAAGUGCUUCCCCGCUGUAACCCCCUGGACUCCGUCCAGGUUCAACUCGGACUGGCCGUGCGGCAGAUUGUAGAACUGAAUGAGCCUAUGCAGAUCCUGGAGACGAACACGUGGGUCAGAAUGGUAUGGAACGACUGCCAGUUGACGUGGAACGCGACGGAGACGGGGAUCAAGAACAUCGCCGUGCCCUACCGGAGAGUCUGGGUACCGGACAUCACGCUCUAUGAUAAUGCACAGAACGCGCUAGGAGGCCUGCAACAAUACCGACCAAACGUUUACCCAAACGGCGACGUCUACUACAACUUCCCGUCCGUCAUCCGCAGUCUCUGCAAGGUGGAUGUCACUUACUUCCCAUUUGACACUCAAGUCUGUAAAUUGCAGUUUGGUUCAUGGUCAUACCAUGGCUGGGAUCUCAACUUGACAGGAAUGACCUCGGCGGCCGACAUCUCUAUGUUUGUAUCGAACGGCGAGUGGGAUAUCAUAGGUGUUCCCGCUGAGAGGAAUGAAAUUAAGUACACAUGCUGCCCGGAGCCCUACCCUGACGUCCGGUUCUACGUGCAUAUGCGCCGGAAACCGCUGUUCUAUUUGCUGAAUCUGAUUUUCCCGUGCUCGCUCAUCUCCACGAUAGCGAUCCUAGGCUUUCUGUUACCGCCGGAAUCUGGGGAGAAGGUGUCCCUCGAGAUCACCGUGCUCCUCUCCCUGGCCGUCUUCCUUCUCGUGGUUUCUGAGACCAUGCCGGCGGACUCGGAGACAUUCCCUUAUAUAGGCGUGUAUUUCGCGUGCGCGAUGGGUCUGGUAUCGCUGUCGUGCCUGAUGACGGUCACUGUGCUGAACCUGCACUUCAAAGGCGAGUUCGGGAAGCGGAUGCCGCCCUGGGUCCGCCUUGUCUUCCUCGACUGGUUCGGCAAGAUCCUUCUUGUCAAGACAACCGACAAACUCACACAAUACGACAACAUAAAGGCGCAGAAGACGCAAGCAGAGGCGUACGAGAACCAAGGGUUUCCCGGGUUGUCGACAGCUGACAAAGACUCCAACUACAACGAUCCUUUAGACGCCGAACACCGCACCGUUACGACGUCCGUCCUCUCAGACCACAGAGACGUCAAAAUGGCCGACCUCAAAGGCGUCAAGUUCGACUACAACACAUCUACGGAGGUUGUGUCCCUACUUAAGAAGCAACUGGACUGUAUUGAUAAGAUCCAAGAUCACAUGGAGGAGAAGCGGCGAGAGUCGCUGGGCAUGGACGAGUGGCGGAAGUUGGCGCAGGUUGUGGAUCGUAUUUUCAUGGUAUUCUUCUUCCUCUUCCAGUUCGGGAUCUCCUCUUUGAUUCUUAUUAGGAUAACUUCCGCUGAUCCGGAUGUUAUGCACUUUUACUCAGCGGAAUAA
This is a messenger RNA of Mya arenaria, 1470 nucleotides long. RefSeq names its product neuronal acetylcholine receptor subunit alpha-7-like. The record is from RefSeq and is a predicted model, not a curated record. Bases 1 to 1470 code for a protein of 489 amino acids. Gene Ontology annotation, molecular function: acetylcholine-gated monoatomic cation-selective channel activity; transmembrane signaling receptor activity. Gene Ontology annotation, biological process: signal transduction; regulation of membrane potential; monoatomic ion transmembrane transport. NCBI's taxonomy places the organism in Eukaryota, Metazoa, Mollusca, Bivalvia, Myida, Myidae. Gene Ontology annotation, cellular component: neuron projection; synapse; postsynaptic membrane. The transcript is spliced from 8 exons.